AUAUCUGAUCCUAUCCGAACCGUUGUCCUCUACCCGCUCGAUUCAAAACGAAACGCCUCUCUCAUCUUUUUUCAAUACAGUCAAUGUGGAGCUGAUUUCGCGGGGUUUUCUUUCGCCAUCGAAUCACACGGCGAUUCCUCCGAUUUACAACCAUCUGCUAUGAUUUCUACGCCAUUCAAAAACUAUAAGAAGGAUCAUCUUAUCGCAGAAGCAAGCAAUCGGUCAACUACAGUAGAGUAAGAUCGUUUUCUUCCAACUCCUUUUUGCGUUUAUGGCGAUCGAUUCCUUUCGUAGUUUAUAAUUCAUGUUAUGUACAUAGAAGAAAGAAACUCCACCUCCUGACGCGUCGAAUCAAAGUAGCUUCCUAGGUCCCCUUUCUAUUUGUUGAUUUCUUUGCUUGCUUUUUAACGUUCUCUUCCUUUCUGGUCUCCAUUUCUCUGUUUUGUUGGAUCUCGUUUCAUGAUCAUUACGCAGCCAGCAUGAAUGAAUGAAGACACAAAAACGGGAACAGAAAACCUCAAAAGGGGUGAAGGAGAAAGCUCCAUCUUUACAAGAAAACAGGAAUAGAGAACCUACAGAAUGUUCUAAAAUGGGAAACCGGUUACAUGUUAGCAAACAUCAUGAAAGAAAAACAAGUGCCAUGGCUUACAAGAACCAGAGGUCAGAAAGUAUUGUACAUGAAGUUGGUGAUCUUGUGAAACACAGUAGCAAUCUGCCUAGCUAUCUCCAGUGUGGGGGCAAAACUGGAAAUAUCCAAGAAAAAACUUUUGAUUUUGGAGUUCUUGACUGGAACCUUCUACAAAACUGGAAGUCCAACACAAACUGCAAUACAAAACCAUCAAUCUCCAUCAAUAAUCCUGCACAAAAAAGUAAAUCACCUAAUUUACAAGCUCUUCUACAGCUUAGAAUGAAGAAUGAUAUUCCUUUCUUCAAACUUAUGGCAGAUAGCUCCAAUAACACUCUAGUUGCCACUGUGAAAAAGUUACCAUCUGGGAAAGACGAUUCAAGUUUGACUUACACAUUCUACUCUGUUCAUGAAACCAAGAACAAGAUUGUUGGGCAUAUGAAGAUUUCUAGUUCUUAUCAUGCUGAGUUUAGUGGACUAGAAAGAGACUUAUUUGUGGAAAGAGAAUCAGUAUUGUAUGAUCCUGAUCUUGGUCAAUCCGAGCUUGCUGCCAUUGUUGUCAAGAACACAAGUAAAGAAAAGUAUGGAGGUUUAGGGAGAUCAAAAAGCACAGUGGUUGUUCUUCCUGGAGAUAUUCAUACAUUGCCAAAAAGUGGAAAACCUUCUUCUUUGAUUAACAGAUGGAAAUCUGGUGGAGCUUGUGAUUGUGGAGGGUGGGAUAUUGGUUGUGAGCUAAAAGUUCUUACUAAUCAGAGUGAAUCAACUGAAAUUGUAAAUCCAUCUACCUCAGAUCAUAUCGAUCUUUGUUAUCAGGGAAUGGGGAACAACAAUUGUGCUUUUAGUUUGGCUUCACUUGAGAAUGGUGUUUACUCAGUGGAAUACAAUGCAUCAAUAUCUUUGUUGCAAGUAUUCUCCAUUUGUGUUGCAGUUGUAAGUAGCCAAAAAUUAACUCAUAUUUUCCAAGUUAAUCAUUUUCAAGAUGUAUUUGAUUUCAGUAAAUCCAUAAUUACAAGACAUCGGAACGUCAAAAGUCAAACCAUUGUACAUAAUAAAAUACCACCUGUCUCACCGAUUGGGAGGCUAUGAAUAUAUUUUUUAUUUA
Messenger RNA from Lactuca sativa (garden lettuce), 1727 nucleotides. RefSeq lists its product as uncharacterized. The record is from RefSeq and is a predicted model, not a curated record. NCBI's taxonomy places the organism in Eukaryota, Viridiplantae, Streptophyta, Magnoliopsida, Asterales, Asteraceae.